Molecule: messenger RNA, 1221 nt
Organism: Mugil cephalus (flathead mullet)
Lineage: Eukaryota; Metazoa; Chordata; Actinopteri; Mugiliformes; Mugilidae
Product: inactive phospholipid phosphatase 7-like
Exons: 5
Coding region: 127-1020 (297 amino acids)
Cellular component (GO): nuclear envelope
Molecular function (GO): sphingosine-1-phosphate phosphatase activity
Source: RefSeq, a predicted model, not a curated record
GCUCCGGACCAGGCUCCGCUACAGCUGGGUCACAGCCGGACAUAGUGCUGGAGUCAUGCUGAGGACCAACAGGACAGACUCUGUCCAACAGAGACACCUGAGACAGAACCAGGAGACAAGUCCGUCAUGCCCGGCAGCCAGACCCAGACCAGGUCCCGGACCAGAGACCGGAACAAUGUUCUGAACCGGCCCGAGUUCAUGUCCCUGAACCAGCCCCCCCGCAGGGAGCGGGUGGUGGGUGAGGGCCGGGGAGGAGGUCCGAGGAGAUCUGGGUUCAGGCAGCAGAGUCAACAGGAGGAGACGGGGGGGAGGGGACCCAGAGAGUCCUCCGAGGCUGGUGGGGGGGACGGUGGUCUGAAGGAGUCCCGCUGGCCGGACCAGGACUGCAUGCAGCUGAACCCGUCCCUCAGGGGCGUGGCCCUCAGCUCGCUGCUCGCCAUCGACCUCAGUCUGUCCAGGCGUCUGGGGGUCUGCGUGGGGCCCCCCCACGGCUCCGGGGCGCCGCUACGCUCCAUCGUGGCCCUGCUGGACCUCACGGGACAUGUCCUCCCCUGGAUCUGUGGGACACUCAUCUGUCUCUGGAGGAGCUGCACCCUGGAGGGACAAGAAGUCCUCGUCAACCUGCUGCUGGCGCUGAUCCUGGACCUGAUGACAGUUGCUGGGAUACAGAAGCUGGUGAGACGCCGAGGACCCUGGGACAUCCCCCCCGGCUUCCUGGACUACGUUGCCAUGGAUACGUCCUCUUUCCCAGCAGCCCACGCCAGCAGAGCCGCCAUGUUGUCCAUGUUCCUCCUGAGGCACCUGGUCCUGGCGGUGCCCCUGAGGAUCCUGGUCUACCUGUGGACCCCCCUGGUGGCCUUCUCCCGGGUUCUGCUGGGUAAACAUCACCUGUCUGACGUAGGAUGUGGACUCGCUCUCGGGUUCCUGCACUUCAGUCUGGUGGAGUCUGUGUGGUUGGACUCGGCUUCCUGCCAGACACUUAUCUCCAUCGGCACCCUGCGCUGGUCCCCGCUGAGCUAGGACCCCUCAGAACCCGUCUAGGCUGGUCCCCGCUGAGCUAGGACCCCUCAGAACCCGUCUAGGCUGGUUCAAACUGGUCCAGUCUGGACCGGUUGUGUUUCAAGUCUUACCGUGUUCCUCAGGAUGUGAAUGCUAACAUUAGCGUAGCUUUGUUUAAAUUCUUCAGCUGCUUUUGUCCAAUAAAAUGUUUCUACAGGUUCA